UCACACUAAGAAAAUGUGUAAAGCAAGGAAGCAACAUCUCACCAAAUCAACUAAACUCAGAGUCAUGUUAUAUACCUGCUGUUGAUAACAUCAAUCUCGUGAAGCGUUUACACAAUGCACAACCUCUUUCCUCUUCUGCAACUCACCAUCAGGGCACUGAACAAACUUAGUCUUCGCACCCAUAAUCAUAAUCCCUAGACCUAGAAAACGAUUUUGAAGUCCGGGAAGAUCGUUUUCUUCGGUGAUAAACAAGUUUAUCACGGCCCAAUCUUCUACCAUGCACUCAUGGGCUGUGAACCAAACCCAUCCUCUCAUUUAUAUUGUUUAGGCUUUUUCCUUUUGUAUUACCCAUUGUCUAUAAUUCUCUAUAUAUUUCAAAACUAUUUAAAGUUUUUAUAUACUUAUUAAUAAAUUAUUUAUUUUACCUCUUUUUGUAUGAAAAUAGCAUUAACUAAAUAAAAUUUAACCCAAAAAAAAUUAUAAUAUAAAACUUAAUGGGUCAAAUAUACCCAAUAAUAUUAAAUUUUAUCAUAAAUUUUGAAAAUAUAAAUUAAAUUGAAACAAAAACAAAACUUAAAACACCAUUUAAAAUGAAACAGGGGUAAUAUACUAUGUGCUAUAUUCAUCCAAAAAGUAUUUAGAAUAACCAACCCUACACAGCCUGUGCUUAUGGGUAUUAAUCAUGUGUGUUAACAUCACAAUCAAUCUGAAAUUCACAUGGAUUAGUCUUUAUUGCAAACACGUCAAAACAUAUCACAAUCAAUCUGAAAUUCACAUGGAUUAGUCUUUAUUGCAAAAACGUCAAAUCAAACGAAAUCUCUUGCUGGUCCUCUUGAAGUUUACUAGUUUGACUAGAAAACAUAUUUAAAGAAAUAAAACAUCAACAACAUUGGAAUCUUUCGUUGAUUAUAUAGUUGUGCUUUUGUUUUGUGUAUGAUAUAUAUGAGAAAUGAACUGAAAUCGAGACCGUGUUAUGUUACUCAUUCGGUUUCCAUAGUAUUUAUAUAUAAAUACAUACAAAAUACUGAUUUAAAUUUUAUUAUUUAAAAUUUUGUUUGAAUAGCAAGCACUUGCAUUUCUGGCACAGUGCUGAACUCCAACAAAAACAGCACAUGGGCUCAGAUCUAUGCUGACACUCCCAUCAAUUUUCGCUUGUUAUUAUUAAAACUAUCUUCAUUUAGUAAUUUUUUUAAUCAAAAAACAUUCAAACAGCAGUAAUUUAUUAAACAUAAUCUCGAUGAAAGGACACUUGGAAGAGUAUAAGUGGCGACAGACCAGUCAAAGGCAAAAUACAGAGACGGAGACACGAUCGAGGCGUGGAGUCAAAGCAAACACUCUGUCUUUUGGUCAAAAUGUCUAGCUGGAGCUUUUGCAUGUCGUGGGACCCAUUCUUUAUUUUUUUCUUUCUUUUUCGUGCUUAAAUAGUAAGGAUAUUUUUCUACCUUUUUCAGUAAUAAUUCCACUCUCCCUUUACAAAAACUAUUGAUAAAGGCUAAUGAUUUGUGUUAAUUGUUGUUACAAUACAAAAAGACUCGACUGAAAUUAGGCAUUGUAAUAAUCGUUGCACGUGUUUUAACCAGUACGGGUUACUCUCCCUCGUGGGUAAGUGUAGACUGGUAGUAGCAGCUUUUUUGACUUACGUGCGAGUUUUUUUACUGCUCACGUCAUUCUAGUUUUACUACCCUAAACUCUUUUUUUCAUAAAUCAACGAUACGACAUUAAUUACUUCAACUAAUUUGAAUAAAAUUUGUUUAUCUUGUUAAAUCCAUAGAUAAAAACUUGAGCUUUUGCACGUGUGGUGCACAUGAGCCUGUGUAUUUUUUUUUUAGUUUAAAGAAAAGAAAAAACGAAUUCAACCCGAAUCUUUAAGACAGAGAAAACGAAAGUCUUUGGUCCAAACCAAAAGAAAAGGUUUCCUUUCCCUUUUUUUUGUCUAUUUACUUUAAUAAUUUUUUUUUUGUUUUCUCACGAAACACCAGACCAGAUCCAUUCUUAUCCAUCUUCUUCUUCGCGAGUCUCUUAAGCUCUGUCUCCUCUUCAAUUCCUCUCAACUCCACUUCCCUUUCAAAGCUCUCACUCUCAAUCAACUCAUCGAAAAUGCCAAUGUUUCAACCGUUCAAAGGCGGUGGCUUCGACGGCCACGUCAUAGAUCUACACACGGCGGUCAAAGACGGCGUCCUCGGCGGCGGAGAUGGCGGAGACGGCAAAACCGCGGCGGCGGAGAACGAACUAGAUCUCAAAACGAUGAUCACAAACCUCGAAUUACAAGAAACACCCUCUGUCUUCAUCUGCCCCAUCUCUCUAGACCCGAUGCAAGAUCCAGUCACGCUCUGCACCGGUCAAACCUACGAGCGCUCCAACAUCCUCAAAUGGCUGAGCUUAGGACACCGCACGUGCCCCACCACGAUGCAAGAGCUUUGGGACGACGCCGUCACGCCGAACAAGACGCUUCACCAGCUGAUCCACGCUUGGUUCUCGCAGAAGUAUGUGAUGAUGAAGAAACGGUCGGAGGAUGUUCAGGGGAGAGUGAUCGAGAUUGUCGGGGCGUUGAGGAAGGCUAAAGGGAAAGAGAAAGUUCACGCCUUGAGCGAGCUUAAGGGAGUUGUGAUGGCCCACGAGAUCGCUAAGAAGAGCGUUGUUGAGGAAGGUGGAGUCUUUGUCAUCUCUUCUCUUUUAACUCCGUUUACUUCUCACGCCGUUGGUUCAGAGGCUGUAGCGAUUUUGGUUAAUUUAGAGCUUGAUGCUGUUUCGAAAGCGGGGCUGAUGCAGCCCGCUAGGGUCUCGUUGAUGGUCGACAUGUUGAACGAUGGUUCGAUCGAGACGAAAAUCAACUGCGCGAGGUUGAUUGGGAGGUUGGUCGAGGAGAGAGGGUUUAGAGUGGAGCUUGUUUCUAGUCACAGUUUGCUUGUCGGGUUGAUGAGAUUGGUUAAAGAUAGACGGCGAAGAAACGGCGUUUCGCCAGCUUUGGCGCUGCUCAAAUCUAUUACGGUUCAUAAACAAGUUAGAAGCUUGAUGGUUAGUGUUGAAGCGGUUCCUCAGUUAGUUGACGUGUUGCCUUGUUUAGGACCAGAGUGUUUGGAAUCAGCUCUUUAUGUUUUGGACUCGUUGUGUUCGGAUAACGAAGGAGUAACGGCGUUGAAAGAGUCUGUUAACACGAUUCCUAAUACGGUUAGGUUGCUGAUGAGAGUGUCUGAGACGUGCACGGCUUACGCGGUUUCGAUUCUUUGGUCGGUUUGCAGAUUAGCUUCUCGAGAGUGUUCGUCUCUUGCGGUUGAACUUGGUUUGGCUGCUAAACUACUGCUUGUGAUACAAAGUGGAUGUGAUCCAGCUUUGAAGCAACGUUCAGCUGAGUUGUUGAAGUUGUGUAGUUUACAUUAUUCAGAUACAAUGUUUAUUUCUAAAUGUAAGCUUGCUCCAACGAUUCAAUAAUGUUUUUUUUUUUUUUUGACAAAUCUUGUCUUUUUAAGAAAUAUAUCAGAUUAAAUUCGUAUUUGUACAUUGGAGGGGAAUUAAAAGUUUUUUCUUAACAUGCA
Molecule: messenger RNA, 3533 nt
Organism: Brassica rapa (field mustard)
Lineage: Eukaryota; Viridiplantae; Streptophyta; Magnoliopsida; Brassicales; Brassicaceae
Product: U-box domain-containing protein 31
Biological process (GO): protein ubiquitination
Molecular function (GO): ubiquitin protein ligase activity
Source: RefSeq, a predicted model, not a curated record